Molecule: messenger RNA, 1194 nt
Organism: Letharia lupina
Lineage: Eukaryota; Fungi; Ascomycota; Lecanoromycetes; Lecanorales; Parmeliaceae
Exons: 9
Coding region: 1-1194 (397 amino acids)
Cellular component (GO): membrane; cytoplasm
Source: RefSeq, a predicted model, not a curated record
AUGGAUGGGGAUCCAGCUGUCGAGCCUGAGCUCGACGCCUUUAGUCUACUACUGCCUUUGCCGUACAGAAUCGCAGUCAUCCUUGUUCUUGGCGUGUGGGCUUGGGGGGUCAAUUUACACUACCUGUCUAUCCUGAAGAUCGAUUUGCCAAUACUUAUCAAGUAUCACACUCGAACCUCUUCCAGCAUCCCUCCCCACCACCGCCGAACAUACCAGCUUGCGGCCACAGUAACUGUGCCCCUCAUCAUUUCUAUCCUGCUCUUCUGGAUUAUCACACAUGGACAACCGGCUCUGGUCCUCGCGUGGGAUAUCCUCCCUCAAUCGUUCCUCUUCCUACUCGCCGUCUUCUUUCUCCUGCCUUUCCAACGCCUGUCACGCACAGGCCGAUACCGAUUCCUUUCGACUUUGAAACGUGUCAGCAUUGGGGGGAUUGCAGAAGCAGACAAUGGAAAGUUCGGAGACAUACUUUUGGCCGAUGUCUUAACAUCGUACGCAAAAGUUCUCGGUGACUUAUUCGUGUCUUGGUGCAUGCUUCUGUCUCCGGGGCUUUCGUCUACGGGCAAGCCUGAUCGAAAUUGUGGUGGCGCCUACAUGGUGCCACUCAUCAUCAGCGUUCCCAGCAUGAUACGGCUCAGGCAGUGUUUGAUUGAAUUCUUGAGGGUCAGAAACAACCCUAAUAAGAAUGCAACCACAGGUUGGGGCGGACAACACCUCGCAAAUGCUCUGAAGUAUUCCAGCGCUUUCCCAGUCAUCGUUCUGAGCGCGCUGCAGCGAGGGACGAAUCCGAACGAUUUUGGCAUGACCGAAGCGAGUUUAUUUCGUUUGUGGUUGUUCUUUGUCUUCCUCAACUCCUUCUACUCCUUCUAUUGGGACGUUGCCAAAGAUUGGGACCUCACUCUCUUUGCUCCCUCCUCCGUGCGCAAUAACCCUGAGCACCCGUGGGGAUUACGACGACACCAACAUUUUCACAGUAAACAAAUGUAUUACGGCGCAAUAUUAAUAGACCUCAUGUUGCGGUGUACAUGGAGUUUCAAGCUCAGUCCGCAUUUAGAUCACUUUAAUGAUUUAGAAGGAUCGAUCUUCAUUAUGGAGUUCUUAGAAGUCCUACGGCGGUGGCUAUGGAUCUUCUUUCGAGUGGAAACGGAAUGGGGUAUAUUGAUUCAUGAGCCAUCUGAAGCAGCCAAGAAUUGCUAA